AUGUGUGCUUUAAGGGUAGAAGUUAAAGGCUGUGAGAGUAAAGGUAAGCAGUUUCCACAAGAUAAGGAAUUGUCAGAUCCAUAUUUGCAUGCAGGAUCUAUAGUGCCCUGUUUCUGUUUCUUAUAUUAGGCUUCUAAAUACUAUGAUUUAUAUAUAUAGUUUUACUUGCUUGCUGAUUUACGCUGUUCCGGGCAUAAGCCCGAAGCGAGGGUACUAUAAAUUCCGCUCGGCUAUUUACACCCGGGGAAGGAAAAGCAUUAGCAAAGUCUAAAGUUCAUCAAUAAUCGCGAGCGCGUGGCUAUGUUUGAUCGUGUCAUGGGUGGACCUCCUCACUGAUCUCAAAAAUAUGGCUGUUUGCCAGGAGUAGAAUAAGCAUUGUUGUAUAAAUUCAUUGUUGUAUAAAAAAUUCUUUGUUGGAUAGUUAAACGGAAAUGGCAAUAUAAUAUUUUAUUUUCUCAUUUGAAAGAACUUUUGAAACUACAUAUUAACUUCUUUUACCGAUUUUUCAUAUCUUGCUUAGUUCUUGAAAUAUUUUUCCUUGAAGUAAUGAGAUGUUCGCCAUCUUGGAUAAAUUUUUGAUCUAAUUAACGGUAGUUUUGGUGACGUCACAACAGGGAAUAACCAUAUAAAAGUAUUUGUUGCUGACCAAAUACUGAUUGGCAGAUGUUUUAAAGAUUUUGAAUUAUCUUGAUAUUUCGAAGGGCAGAUAGAGUAUAGUUUUGACUGCAAAAUGAUUAGUGGUUGUCUAGAUAAAAAAUAUUGCGUGACCCUUGUUGUGACGUGACAUGCAUAUCUACAAAAAUUGAAGAUGGCGGACAUUUCAUUCCUUUCGAUCAAAAUAUUUGCAGAAGUAAGCAAGAUAUGAAAAAACGAUAAAAGAUUAUUAUAUACAGUCUUAAAAGUUCUUUCAAAUGAGAAACUAAAAAUAUAUAUUGCCAUUUCUCUUUAAAAGUUUAUUUUUGCUAUUUUAUACAAAAAGAUAUAAAGUUUUUUAAAAAUUAAAAAAUAAUCGUGUUCCUAUGGCAACACUUGAGUUGAUGCGCAACGCGAGGCUGCGUGCAGCGUUGGCCAAUCCCAAACACCUCAUGUUAAAUCAACGUUUGGAAAAUAUGGGCGAGGGGUUGCUGCAUGCAUGCAUUUCUAUAGUAAUAUUCUUAAUAUGCCCAAUACUCACAGUGUGGAAACCAAUUUUAGCUGAAAAUGUCAGCGUUAUUAAAUAAUGCUAUUUAUUAUAUAAACAUAAGUGUUAUGUAGAGUUUUUGGCCACUGAGAAAAAUCGUAUUUAAACACACGUAAAAAUACGAUAUUUUUACGUGUGAAAAUAUCAUUUGUUGUAAAACGCAUUGCCACGGACGUUUUAUUGUUUUUCACUGAAUAUAUUUUGUUUAUAUAAUAAAAAUACAUUGGUGCUUGGAAAUACCAGAUUUAUUUCUCGUGUUGAACAUGAUAUCUCACUCGUUUGCUGCGCUCACUCGUGAGGUAUCAUGUUCAACACUCGAACUAAAUCUGGUAUUUCCGCGCACCCAGGUAUUAUUCUCUAUAUACAUCAUUGAUCGUCAUCAUCAUCUAAGUUACUGUAACUGGAUUAUUGCCAUGUGACCAAAAACGAAUGGCAACAAUACGGUCAAAUGUCUCGGGCAUCCAGCGGGAUUGGACAAUGCUUCGACAGCAAAUUUGAGCAAUAGUUUUCUGGCCAAAUUACAGCACGUGUCUGCGAUUGUAACUGCGUCAAUUCUGAAGUCAAAUGCACCCAUGUAUGUAGCAAUACACGGCAACUUCGCCAUUUUCGGUUGCAACCAAGGGCGAGAAAAGAGUAAUGUCAGGCGUUAAAAAAACACACCGCCAACUUUAAUUGAACAUAUCCCACUCCUGUUCAGUGUUAGGAGAUUAUCAGGAACAUAUAUGACUUUUCUUUGAAAGUUUCUUAGAAUUUGCAUCUGCGUUGGACAGAAAAGUUAAGGCACAAUUACGGUUCAUUUAGGCACGAUUCAUUUUGAGUAAAAUAGCUUUUGGGUGAAAGAAUAACACCACAAUGAAUGCUAAAUAUGGCGAGAAAAGAAAAGGGGAGGCGGGGAAUUUGUGAAGCCUCUCUUCCCCCAUACUGCAUGCUCUUUUCAAAAUGAUAGCUAAUUACGCAGUAUAUAUACCGCAUUUUACUGGAAAAGAAAAUCAUAAAAAUUCUAUUUGCUUUUCAAAUAUUUCAUAUAUGACGCUGGUGGUGACACUCAGGCAAUAAAAAACAGGACUCCGUGCAUGCCCAAGAGUUGACCUUGAUGCUAUCAGGGCAAGCACAGCGAGUACUGGUUGAAAUGGAAGCCGUUGCCUAGGGGGAACGAUGACAGCUACUUUCAAAAUCAGGAUGAGAUUAACAUGAACGACAUUCAGUUCACAUUAUCAACGAUGUCAACGACGAGAGCAAGAACCAGUUUUACAGCUGAUAUACACACUAUAUAUAGGCUCCGCAGUAGGUGUGGGUGUUAACGCCAAGGUUGGUUACGGAAAUAUUGGAUGGCAGAGCAGUUUCUGGAACACCAUAAACUUGUAAAGUUUGUUUAUUUGUGUGCAUCAUCGGUGGAAGUAUUAUUAUCCACAAGAACAUUUAUAGAGACGUUGAUGUAAAUUCACCAAAAAAGCAGAGAUAAAAAAAGUCCAUCAGUUUAUCGGUAAAAUAUGCGAGCCAAGAGAGGAUCCUCGCCUUGUACUAACCAGCCCAAAUCAAGAUAAAUGACUUCUGAAAGAGACAUGCAGUAAAGGAAUAACCCGUAUAAAUCUCGUUUACAAAAAAGGAUUUCUAUGCCUCCACCAAUAAGCUUGAAGAGAGAAAAGUGAAAGACUAAGAUUAUAAACCAACUAUUGUAGAUGAAGGGGACAAAAAUAGAACUUCGCGGAAGGAAUUAGGCAGUGUCUUGUACAGCAAUCACCCACUGAAUGAAUGUAGCCAGCUAACGAAAGGAAGAUAUUUAUAUUGGACGUGAAGAACGACAGUGCAACAUACCGGAUAAUAUCACCGAAUCCACAGUGAGCCUGAACAUACUGGGACAGUACGUGAAAUGCUCGUACCUCUGUUUGGCUUGAUUCCGAAAAAGGGGGACCACAGACCCUGUUCAAUACACAGAGAUCCCACAAUGUUUACACCAGCUAGGGAACUUUUUUAAUAGAAUUUUUGUGAAUUAAUUGAAGGAUCCGAUGAUGUUGACAAGGGAAUACUGCAUGGUAUAUUGUAUUGCGAGGGCAGUUCUACAUUAUCAAGUAAAACUGCCCUGCGUAUCAUCCUGCAGACCAUGCAGUGAAAUUCGCUCAUUUACGCAACAUUAAAUUUUCACUAAAUGUAAUAUAGGAUGCUAAAAAGUUGCCAGUUUUCACGUCGCGGCCUAUUAUUUGACGAUUUCAACAAAUAUGUUGUACAAUGUUCAGAAGACACGGGCAUCAGUUUAGAAAAGUCACUGCUUGUUUUUUUUUAUGUUUUACGAAGUGUUCAAGACAAUAAAAAUCCCUUGGUAAACAUCUUCGUAAAUUCUAUUAUUUUUGCAUGUUUGUAAGAUACUUGCACUGUCUUAGUAUAGGCGUGAAUGUAACGUAUUUGUAAUUGUAAUUAUUAUACAUUGUAGUAGCUGCAUGCGUUUUGACUGGUUAAUAGCUUACAGCUAAAUAUGGAAAUCACGCAACCUACACAUAACACAGUUAUCUGUUAGCAGAUAAGUGAGUCAUGUGUAGGUUGAGCCCGCGGUAUGUAAUUUUGUAAGAAGCUGUAGUUUUAAAUAUAUAAAUAAAAACAUGGAAAAAAAACGUGAACGAGCGGCGUUUUCGUGAAUGCUUUGUGCAAAAAGCAGAUCUUUUUGGCAUUUUAUCAGAACUUUAGUAGGUAAAUGGGAUUUCUAAUAUUUUAUGCUGUUAUUGUGAUAUUUUACAUCGUUUUCACUGCUUUGUUUGAGAACCAAAGUUGUUUUGUGCGACAUACUCAUUGUUUGCCGAAAGAGUUAAAGAAGAUGCAAUCUAUAACACUUAUCUCGACCUUGAUAAUUGUGGAUAUCACAAAAACUUCAUCCAAUAACUGUUUAUUAUUAGUGUAGCUAUUAUUGUAUUCGCAAUCGUUAUAUUUGCUGCCAAUUUCUUUUCUAGAUAUCUGGUUCAAUCCAGUUCCUCUUGGCAUGAGCAGUAAAUUGAUUUUGGACUCGCAAAUGAAAGUUUCGUCCUCGAAGUUCUAUACAUCCGGUGCCGAUAAUGGAAGAAAAGAUUUGACAGCAAUACCUAAUGUCCGACAUGGUGGUUGGAUAGCAGCAGAUCAUGAUAGUGAUCCUUGGUUUCAGGUUGAUUUUAUUGUCAAUGUGACUGUCAACAUGUUAUAUAUGCAAGGAUUGUCUGGCACGAACCAUAGUGUGACAAAGUACACAAUUGCUUCGAGCGAUGAUGGCGAAACAUUCUCCGAUUACAAAACAAAUAACCAGCAAACUGCAAAGCCAAAGGUAAGAUGUAAAUUCUACUCACUGCAAAUCAAGGCGCGUAUACAUGUAAGCGCGUUUCUGCAAACUACUGUACAGGGUGUAUCAAAAAAAGCGCAAUCCUCGACUGAAAUGUAAAUUGCUAAACAAAUAAUAGACGAAAACGUUAAAGUUUACAUUCAUUUUAAAGCGUAGCCAUUCAGCUUUCUAACAGUGGGUUGUUUCUUAAAUUUGACUCAUUGGUUCGCGGGUAAUAAUACUUUACGUUAUUGCGAUUGGAGAUUAAAAAAAUUGAGAUGGAAUAACAAAUCGUUCUCAUGAAAAUAACUGAUUUUUUCAUUAAAACAAAAAAAUGUUGCAUUUUAAUAAAUGGAUUGUAACAAUAAGUAUAAUUACGGCUUUUCUUCCACUAUUUUUAACACAGUUUGAAACUUCAAAUGCGAUAUAAUUUUGGCUUGGACCAUCUAAGCUGACUGACAUCAGCUUGCUAUAAUUUCUGUUUACAUUACAUCGCAAUUCGAUGACACUCUGGCUCAGACACCAGAAUGUUUUGAUUCUAUGAUUUUUAGCAUUCGUUUAGGAUUUUCAAACAACCUGGUCUCUUUUAAAAUACUUUUAAUUUGUUCUUACGUGGUUUUCCAGAUGUAGUGACGACAACAUUAAAGUUUAAAGAAGAAAAUUCUAACAUUUAAACCGACUAAACAAUAACAUAGUAAACUUGCAUAAUUAAACAGCAACUAAAAAUGAUAGGUUUUACUAAAUCUUUUCCUGUGCAAUUAUUACUAGCAUUGGAGACAAGGAUAAUAGUUUGUUUGAAAGAGAAAAGAACAUGCUUUGAAGUAAGCCUAAAAGCGUUUAACUAGAAAUAGUAUUUCGAAAGUUAUUAAGCACAAAAGAUGAAUUGCGUUUAUUUUGAUACACCCUGUAUACCGUUCCGUCUGUUCUUCGGGAGCCAGUUGUUCAAAGCUGGAUUAGCGCUAAUCCUGGGUUAAAAUUUAACCCGCUGUUUUGGUUGUGUAUUUCUAUGUAUACGUCCGUUUAUUAUCUUCAGAAAGGAAAACCCCUGUUGAUCCAGACACGAUUUCUGAAGAAAUAUUUCCAAGUUUAUCAACAAGCUGUUGGGGUUUUAGGUUAACCUAGGGUUAAGCUAACCAUCGUUCGAACAACCUACCCCAGACCUUAACACCUGCUUUCUAUGUGGUCGUAACUGUCUCAUCAUAGAACCAUAGUCUUUAUCAGCAUCCAUGUUAGGACGGCUUAGAAUGUAUAACUUUUUUUUCUGAUUUCCAUGAUAUGCAACUAUAUAUGGUAAACGAUAAAGCAUUUUGUUUUCAUCUGGUGGUCGGUUGUACGAAGGCCGGGUAGCGCUACCCACCUAAUAGUGAUUUUUUCAAGCUUGGUAAAAUUUACCGUUGAUUGGCAUAACCCAGAUUAAAAUCAACAGGGAAGGCUAGUAGAUGCUGUGUCACAAUAGCGGAAGUCAAACAAUUAUGCCACAUGAUUUGUUGUGACAUCACUUGCAAGGCUGAAUACAUCUAAGCUCCCUAAUUUUCAAAUUAUGUCGUAGACCGAUUUGAAAAAUGGUUGACAUAAUUAUCUUUCUCCCAAAAUGAAUUUCGACCAAGGUAAUCACUGCCGCAUUAUAGAAGGCUAUUAAUUUACGAAAUAUAAAUAUAAUACCAUGAAUAUUUUCCUUGAGAAAUUAAAUCUUUAAAAUACCAAAGGUUCUGCUAGAUUUAAAGAGUCAUUGUCAACCACAAUGCAUUUGUUCACAUCUUACCUUCGGAAGUGGCGAAUAGCAACAAAUGACGAUUAUAAACAUUUCUUUGGUGCAAUUUUAGUAUAAAAAAGUUAAAAUGAGCAAGUAUAACCAUAGGAUGGUAGUAAUAUAUUAUGGAUUGAAAACCGAAUCAUCUAUUAUUCCGCCAUCCUAAAUGGCCGCCAAGCAGGUUUGGGCGCACAAUGCAUUGUGGUUGACAAUGACUCUUUAACAAAGAAGAUUGGCUAGCCUCGUUCUGGUGCUUUUUGUGCUCUUCAAAGGGUUAUAAUUUCACUUGCCUAGAUUGUUUUCAUUCUUGAACUGUACGCUUUGCCUUAGAUAUCAGUCUCUGUUGAAAAAUUGUUUAUUAGCUUGGUAAUGCAUAAAAUAUAAAUUGUGAUGCCUAUAGUUUUCGAAUCGGAGAAAAACACAUAUCAUUUCCGCAUUGUUUUGCAUGGCAUCCAUGUUCUAAAAAUCCUUUACUUCAUUUUGCGAUGUCUGAAGACGGACCGCAUGCACGAAGCGUGCAUGGCAUUAAAUGAGAAACAAAAAAGUAUCAGAGAGGUGUCAACGCUGGAUCUCUUUAACACAUAUAUUAUUACUUUAGGUAUUUAGCGUCAUUUCCUGGCAAGAUAUUUUCCCGCACGUCUUCGCUCGCUUUAUCCGGAUUCACCCAAAGGAGUGGAAUGGUUCAUGUGCAAUGAGGGUGGAAUUUUAUGGUAGAUAUAAAGGUAUGUACAAGUAUGUAUGGUGUAUGACUAGAAAUUAACACAGAUUACGACACUCUGUAAACAGUACUUACUCCAAAAACUUCUAUAAGAUUAGGUAAUCCAGACGACUGUAACAAUACAUACGCAGAUAACUGUAGAGACGAAUAACGAUUUGCGAUUUACUGAUGAAUACAAUUCAUUAAAUGAUAUAUCGUUAAACAACCGUAAAGUCUGUUUUCUACUAGGAGAAUUUAUUCGAGCUUAAGCGACUUUUUCGUCGGCAAACGCGAUGCCGACAAAGGAAAAAGUCGCUUCGUGCGAACAACUUCGCCAAGUGGAAAACGGGAUUAAAUCAGAAUUUUCCUAAAAAAUUAUUUCUAAGAUUCGAGGAUGAAUUUACUUAAAUGAUCGUGAUGUCGAUGUACUGGCGUUUAGAGAAACUAGACUUGAAUCUGAUUUUCCAAAAGAAUUAAUUUUUAUCCAUGGGUAUAAUUGGAUUGGUAGAGAUAGAAAUAGGCUUGCUGGUGGGAUUGGCUUUUAUAUUAUUAUGAAAUAAUAAUGCUGACAUCGAAGUACUAACUGUCGAAAUAUCUAAAUAUGAAACCAAACCUUUUAUAAUAAGCAAGAUAUGAAAGCAUUUAGAAUAAGGCCAAACCCGUAAAUGUAGUAACACAGGUCGAAAUAAUUUGAAAUAACUACAUAUAUUUCUCGUCAUAACUUUGUCAAUAUAGUAGGUACGACGUACAUUCAACUAUAUUUGAAUUCCUCAAAGUCUAGCGAUCACAAAUAUAUAUAAAUUCUGUAGUCUGAGUUUUCGAAGAGCAAUGAAUAAUUUGAGUUUUCGAAGAGCCGAAUGAACUCAGGGAAACCAUGACAAAAUCAGAGCUACACAUAUUCGAAUGUUGGGACAAUAAAGCAGCUAAAAACCUAAAACAAUGCAUGAAUGAUGUAAUGCUUUAGUUGUAAAUAAGAGAAACUUGCUGAGAAAUGAGUGAAACCGGUUUAGCCGUACUUUUCAUGAGCCGAACUUAAUUCAUAUUGUAGUGCACUAAAAUAGGCUUCUAUUUAAUUUUGAUUCAAGCAGGCGUGCUUUUCAUGAGCCGUACUUGCAGGUAAGCUACGUGAAGCGUUCCUCUUUUGACUUCCUAACUCAUUUGGAAUUUUCCUCAUUAUACUUUGCAAAUUUGAAAAAUUCUUUGCAAACCCUUGAGGGGAAUUUGCAAUGUUCCUAUCGGCUGUUGGGCCCUGUUGCGAUAUUCCAAUAAAAAAAACUUUUCUAACUUCCUGUUCUGUUCUGAGAGUUGUCAUAUGGUGGAUUAUUUUUGUUUAUAGCCAAUUGCAACGCUUAGAACAGAACGGGAAGUUAGAAACUUGUAACAGGAAGUUACGAACUUCUAAUAGGAACUCAGGAAAAUUUAAUCGCCUUUUAGCAACAUUGCAAAUUCCCUCAAGGGAUUUGCAAGGGCGUUUUUAAAUUGCAAAGGUAACGAGGAAAAUUGCAAUCAAUUUAGAAACUCAAAAGAGGAACGCUUAACGUAGUUUACCUGUAAUUAACUGCGCUUCUUCCCUUUGAAUCCUGGGGCAAGUGACGUUCAUAACAACAAAACUGACGGUCUUUUUUAAAUAUAAUCUCAUACGAUCUUCGUAGUUCUCGUAAUUAAACAGCUUUAUAAAAAGCUAUGCAAACUAAGCAUGACACCUGGACGGAAAAGGAUUAUUUUCAUAAGAAAAUUGCUUGCGAAGAACAAAACAAGACGAAAAUUGUUGCAUAACUAUCUUGAUGGCCACUGUUACCCUGAGAAGAAUAAUGUUGCGAAAUGCCAUGCUGCACUGCCAUAAUGCAUUCGAUUUUUCGAUACACAUUGAAUGCAUUUUUAUGUUGUUUCCCUUUACAUGUGAUACAGGCAGCCAUGUUGUCAAAUGAUUCCCGUGUGGGUGCUAAUUUUCGCGCGUGAGAACGAGAACAAUAGAAGUAUGCACAUUUUACUAUUCUCAUGAUUUAUGCAUUUAGAACGGCUAGUGACAAGUACGGCUGUAUAUGAAUCAACCCCCGCUGCAGCCGUGAAACGCGCCAGAACCCUGCGAACUUUUUAAUUCAGCCGUGUUUAAUAUGAGUACAGUGCUUAUUUGAUUCAGAAGCCGUACUUCUCGUGUACUUAAUUCAGUUAAUUAAGUUCGGCUCAUGAAUAGUGCGGGAUCUAAAACCGGACCUGAAUCGCCGCAACUGUUUAGCUUUGGAAACAGGGCCUUUUUUAACUAUAUAACUGGGGUUGAGGAAGGGGGUCAAAGUUCCCCCAGCCCCCAUAGUGGGAUGCGUCAAUAAUUUCAGCGCUGACGCUGAUCGCCUAAGUUUUGGAAUGUAUAUGGAAUUCAACAUCUCCGUACGGUAUAAGGUUUUAAAACGCUGAUUAUGCUAUAAUUAUCUUCUGGACUGAGAUUUCAUAUGGAUUUGUCAAAUAUCUUUAUAAGAGACUGUCCUAAAAGGGGGCCAAAUUUUCUAGGAAAUAUGGCGGGGGGGGGGGCAAAUUUAAGGGGGGGGGGGUAUUUAAUUCCUAUUCAUGUUUUCGAUUUUACCUUCAUUUCCAGGAUGUUACACUCCUGAAGACCUGGGUAUGGAGAACAAGAAGAUUUUAGGGAACCAGUUGAGUGCUUCGCGCGAAACAUCGGCGGACCAGACAGCUCCGUGUGGCAGACUGAACGGAAAAGGUUGGCAAGGAGGAAGCGGAGAUUUUGAUAUGUGGUAUCAGGUUGACUUCAUGAAACGUGCUAAGGUCACUGCCAUAAAAACGCAAGGCGGUGUAUCCUAUUAUGUCAAGAUAUUCAAGCUUUCAUACAGCAAUAAUGGAAUUGAUUUUCCUGAAUAUGUGGAUGUCAUGGGGACAAAGGUAUGGUAA
Paramuricea clavata is the source of this 9802-nucleotide messenger RNA. NCBI's taxonomy places the organism in Eukaryota, Metazoa, Cnidaria, Anthozoa, Malacalcyonacea, Plexauridae. The record is from the annotation of a GenBank genome assembly.